AUGUUUUCUAAAUGUUUGUGGAAAGCAGGGCGCGGGUCCUUGCGGUUUAUCAAGUCUUCUGUAACGCAAUAUUCUUUAGCUCAGUUAACUAAUUCAAGCUUUUAUAAAAGCCUCACUAAAUGCACGUACAGCACGUGUCCUGCUGGAAUGAAAGUCACUAUCUGUGGAGCUGCCGGACGCACAGGUCAACCUUUAGCCCUACUUUUAAAACAAUGCCCAUUAUUGGAUGAAAUAGCUCUUUACGAUAUUUGUGCUACGUGUGGGUAUGGCAUGGAACUCAGUCACGUCGAUACUAAAUGUAAAGUGUCGUCUUUUUCUGGACGUCACACGCUUUGUGAUGCUCUUAAGGAUGCAAGAGUUGUUGUGGUAAUUGCAAGGAAUGAAUGUGAUAGCUUUGAGAACAACGCUCCAGUAAUAACAGAGAUUGCCCUUCAGAUAUGUAAUACUUGUCCAGAUGCUUUUACGAUAGUGGCUACAGAGCCAAUAGAGAGUAUGGUGCCGAUUGUGAGUGAAAUAGAAAGAUUACGCGGAGUGUACAACCCGAGGCUACUCUUAGGCUGUGUAGAGUUAAAUUGUGUUAGAGCUAAUACUGUAUUGGCUGACUUUCUUCGUGUUCCUCCGGAAACUGUGCGCGUGCCUGUUAUAGGCGGUGCUACACCAGAAACUAUGGUACCUGUGCUUUCGGCUGCUGUCCAUCCGUGUACGUUGACUCAAGAACAGACGGAGUGUGUAACAUCGUCUAUAAUGAGUGGCAAUGAAGCAGUAUGUGCAGCUAAAGGUUGCUGCACAGAAACUGCUUGUUUAGCUGGCGCUUAUGCAGUGGCUAGAAACACCAUCAAUGUGGUGAAAGGUUUGCAAGGACGCAAAAAUAUCGUGCAGUGCGCUUACGUUGAUAGUCUGGGUACUUGCGCGCCUUGUUGCCAAUUUUUUGCUAGUGAAGUGAUAUUAGGACCUUCUGGUAUAGAAAAGAAUUUAGGUAUACCAGAGCUUUCCAAGUUUGAAAACUGUCUAAUGUGCAAUUGCUUGCCGUAUGUACGAAAUGAGAUAGCUCGUGCUAUUUGGCUGGUAUACUCGAUGUGUCAACAAUGUUGUUGUUCCACGUGUGUGACUCAUCCUUGCACUUGCUUCACGCCGCCCAUUGUGCCUACUAACUGGACCUGCGACUGGCCGGAUUCUUGUCGAGAUGAAUAUCUCGCAUCCAUAUGCCGCGAGAUGAGCUCUAAGUGUAGCAGUACUGAGCUAUGCUGGAGACCUCGCGAGGCCGACUACAACGCGGCUCGCGCUGCUAACUUGACCCAUCAAAUACCUUUAAAGGGACCUUCGUGUAACGUGUGUAAUGUGCCUAGAAGUGUCCGCAUCGAUCAGGCUUUGAGAGGAAAGAUGAAAGAUUCU
This is a messenger RNA of Brenthis ino (lesser marbled fritillary), 1392 nucleotides long. The record is from the annotation of a GenBank genome assembly. Lineage: Eukaryota; Metazoa; Arthropoda; Insecta; Lepidoptera; Nymphalidae.